Gambusia affinis (western mosquitofish) is the source of this 7370-nucleotide messenger RNA. RefSeq names its product leucine zipper protein 1 (gene luzp1). The coding region runs from base 599 to 3787 and encodes 1062 amino acids. Lineage: Eukaryota; Metazoa; Chordata; Actinopteri; Cyprinodontiformes; Poeciliidae. The record is from RefSeq and is a predicted model, not a curated record. The transcript has 8 exons.
GGGCGGGCCGUCUGAGCCGGGGAAGGGCGUUCUCUCUGCGGUCAGGCCGGGCAGAGUCAUCCCGAGGGGUGGAUCCUCCGGCGGCAGAAAAGGAAAGCCCACCUUUUUUCAUUGUUAAGGACGCGGUGGAAUGUGAUGGUUUGAUCUCAAACGGACCAGGGAGGGGAAGAACCAGCGCGAAGGAGCGGGACUGAGGCAGAAUAAACAGCCCCCUCCUCUUCCUUCGGUCCAGCCUGGGAAAUAUGUGGAGCAACUUGUCCCGGUUCGUGUCGGCUGCCGUCCGCCUGAACUUUGUGGAUUAAUCCGAGGUUCUUUUGUGACCCGGCGGGGGAGCCGUUCAGGAUGGAGAGGUUCUGGACGGGAGUGUAGCGUCUUGAAGAUGAAUCGUUAAAAUGACAAAUUUGUCUGCUGAACACCAUUUAAAGGCAAUUUUGGAGACCUAAACAACCGCAACAAGUCAGGCUGACAAGAGGACCAGGAGAGCGCUUUGAGGUCCUGCUAUCACUGCCACACAGAUGUGGAAGUCCCAAAACGCUGCUAUCAAAUAACCCAGACGUCGAAAACAGAGAUAAAAGAAUUGGUUCUGAAGUUAGCAGCCAUGUCGGAUCAUAAAGACAUGACGCACCGCCACUUACGGCACAAGCUGCAGAGUCUGGGCAGGAGGCUGGACGAGCUGGAAGAAGCGACCAACAAGCUGCAGAAGUCGGAGGAUGAGCUGCUUGACCUGCAGGACAAGAUCAUCCAAGCCGAAGGCAGCAACUCAUCCCUGCUGGGUGACGUGGAGGCGCUACGGAAACGUCUGCUGAAGAUCCAGGGCAAGGAUGAGGAGGUACGCAAAGCCGAGGACCUCUGCCGCACAGUCCGCGAGAAACUGGAAGAGGAGGAAAACCUCACCAAGGAGCUAAAGGGCGAGAUCGAGCGUCUUCAGCGGAGGAUGGCUGAACUGGAGAAACUAGAGGAAGCUUUUGGUAAAAGCAAGUCUGACUGCAGCCAACUGUGCCUGAGUCUCAACGAGGAGAAGAACCUGACCAAGAAGCUCUCCUCGGAGUUGGAGACGCUCAGAGCACGCUUGAAGGAAGUCGAAAGUUCCGAGACAAAGCUGGACAAGGCGGAGCAGGCGCUGGCGAAAGAGCUGGAGAAGCUCAAGGCCUUCACUCAGGCGUUUGUCAGCGAGCGGAAGAAGCUGCUGGAUAAGCAAAGAGAGGAUGAGAAGAUCAUUCAGAAGCUUUCAGAGGAAAGAAAAAGUCCGGAUCGUUCAGACUUCAUGAGCUCAAGAAUUGAGGACGAACUUUCUUCCACCGCGCUCUUCACAAGUAAACUGGGAGGCAAGAAGAACCUUGACUACCUGAAGCUAGCAGAUGAGAAGCUAGGCAUCGUCAACAAGUCUGAGAUUAAGAAGGGCUCGCAAGAGGAAGACAACAAAGUAAAGGAGCUGACUCAGGAAGUGGAGAAGCUGAAGAACCGCCUCAAGCAGAUGGAGGUAGUUGAGGAGGAUCUCAAGAACUCCCAGUUCAAGAACGGAGAGCUUCACGAGAAGUUUCAGGUGGAGCAAAGACGAUCUCGCCAACUGAGCGAACAGGUGGAGCAGCUCCAGAUGCAGCUGUGUGCAAAAGCUGGGAUUGGGGGAAAAGGAAUCGGGAAUGUCGAAAAACACGGCAAUGGAAACCCCGCGAAGAUCCUGGAGAAUGGCAAAGCUGAGAACGAGGAGGUGGCAUCGAUGAGCUUCAGGCAAGAGAAGCCCAAAUUUAAAAGUUCUGCAGCGUUUCCAGAGCCAGCCUCUCCAAAGCACCGGAUCCGGGAGCUUUCUCCUCAGCACAGGAGAGAAACCAUGCUGAGGAGCAAAGGCGAGAGUUCCCCAAAGAUGACGAGGCGACCUCUGAGUCCUGCUCUGAGGAACAGACGGACUCCCAAAACCACCACUGCUACCGUUUCUUCAGACAACGGAGUCACGUCUCGAUUCCCUGAGGAACGCCCUAAAGGAGCCUCGCAUACCUCUGAAGUUAAGAAGGCGUCCGUCCUGAGCCGCUACCCUCCAGCUGCUAAUGAACCGAAGCCUCAGAGGACGCCGUUCAAGCAGACGGAUGCGGAGGCGAAGAACAGAGAGAGGUUCUCUAAAGUGUACGGAGGCAGUGACACGGAGUCGAACAACUCCGACGCUGUGCCAGAGAGCGUUAGUGUGAACGUGUCUGCAGCGGAGAAGGAGGCGGUUUCCUCCUGUGAUCAGGAACCAACAGACACCAUUCAAGAGUCUUUGGUGUCCACAGCCAACGGGCCGUACACGGCCUACAGAUCUCACGUCAGUCCGCUGCUGCCCAACGACCUCGGCUCAGACAGCCAUUCAUCUGCAUCUGAGACUGAAUCCACCGGCUCAAAACCCUCAGAAGUGGAACCUGUAGCUGAGACGAUUAGCGCGUCGGUGAGCAGCAGGACGGCCAGCUCCGGGUACAACAGAUACCCUCACGUCCACGACUCGCACUCGGAGGGCUCUUCCUCCAGGAGCUCCUUCGACGAGGAGUUGCUCAGCAGGGCGCAGCCAGCCGACGGAGGAGGCCGCCACACUCCCGUCCAGACGCCGUCUUCCAUCGAGAUCCAGAGAGUGUGCAGCCCCCGGGAGGCGCUGAGGUCAAAGGCCGUCAUCAAGCCCGCGAUUGUUGAGAUCGACAGGAAGGAAGUCAUGAUUUCAGAGUCCUUGUCAACAAAUGGCAAACCCAAGAUCUCCACCAAGCCGAUUGUGACCAGCAGCAGCAAAAUGACCAGCAGCAUCACCAUCUACCCCAGUGACCCCAGUUCCUCCAGAACCAGCAGCCGCAGCAGCAGCUUAUCCAGCGAGCCGACGCUGGUGAAGGAGCGCCACACGUCGACCAGCAACUUCGUCAUAGGACCCAGCAGCGACCACCGCGGCAGCAUUUCCGUCCCGUAUGAGAUUUCCAUCCCUAAGAGUGAAAUCGCUCUGCGGCCGUGCCAAGACCAGGACUGUGGCGACGACGAGCGGAGCGAUGUGCCAACGAGGUCCAAACUCCACAGCGCCUCCAGGCUGGAGACCUCCAGCAGCUACGUGAGCCAGCAGCGCAGCGGCGGCGGCCGGCGCCGGUCCUCAGACUUCAACGACACCGAGUCGGGCUUCGAGAGCGGCAGUAGCACGGCGACGGUGACCAGCUGGAGAAGCCAGAAUCAAACCGAGCUCUCCGCAGACGACGCAUCAUCAGACACGAAGAACGUGACCAUGAGGAGCACCUGGAGAAACAAGGCGAGCAAGGCGCUGAUGGACGUUGGGUCCAAAGACGAAGCAGAGACGGCGACAACAUGGAGGGCAUACCGGGCGACCACCUUUGACUCGGACGAAGCUGUGAACAACGCAGCGCCACUGAAAGGAAUUAAACCAGCAGAGGUGUACAUGCGGCGGUACAACAGCGUGACGAGCGCUAAGGAAGUGGAGGAACCGACGCUGCGCCGAGACCGGAGGUCCGAGUCUCCGGUUACGGAAGCAGGAAUUCUGGGAAGGACCAUUCCCCACGCACCAGUGACCUCCCAGUCCUGGAGCCGGUCGUAUUCCCAGGCACCACUGGCUAAAGACGCCCCGGACCCGGCUCCGAACCCGUGCUGCAGCCCGGCCUCUUGGAGGCGCCACCCGCCACCCGGCGCCUCCUACGACCGGCUGGCCAAGGCGGGUGGCGCCUCGACCCGAGGAGGGGAACCGUGGCCCAGUCGAGGCCCGGCGACCCGGACGGAUGGGAGAACCGGAGCAGGAAGCAGAACCUGGAGCCACUGUCAGUCGGAGGAUCGCUAGGCUGGAAGCAGCUCUCCGUUCAGCUCUGAGCCAGUUUUCCAGCAGCGAUGCGAUCCAGUCACCUGCGCCAAGUGAACUAAAGAAAACAUCUGUUAGAGCAGCUGAGGCUCUGCUCCCCCCACCCCCCUCUGGAUCAGCCUCUGCUUCCUCUUCUACUUCCUGUUGGAUGUGUUAUGAUGUCAUAAUGUUUCCCCCUCUUCCUCCCACACUCUGCGCCGGAUUGUCCUGCAGAACCAAACCAUCUCCCUCCCCUGUGACCAAAAGCAGGAAAUGAAUUAAUCCUGUUACUCCAUCAGCCCCAACUCCUCUUCUUCUUCUUCUUCUUCUCAUGCAUAAAAACAACCUGGAGAGCGGCGAAGAUUCCAGCAGCGCCGCAUAAUGGCUGCUGGCUGCAUGGCUGUAAGCAGAAAAAGAAAAGCACUUGAAGGCUGCAACUCGGCAUGCGACUCGGCAUGUGCGCUGCUUAAAGGAACAGUCGGUAAAAUUGGGAUCAUUUUAUUGUUUUUUUUGGUUUAUUUUUGUGUGAUGCGCUUCCUGUUCCUUCUCGGGGUCAGGUGGGGAAAAACUCGCUGAAACGCGGUGAACAUGUGGAGGGAUGUUCUGCAUGUUCCAACCGAACACCGGUUCUGGAUUCAGACGGAAAUAAUCCGAUUUAUUAAACGAAGCGACACGUGUUCUCCAUGAAAUGAAACGCUGCAGCCCGAUUGGUCCAGUUGAGAGGCCAGCCCGUUUCCACGACGACACUUUACGCUUUCUGUACCGAUCAUCCCGACUCAAACGUACCUGAAUCAAACUGUCAGGAUUCACAUUUCCACACUGAAACAUCUUAGUGCCAUUAAAAUAAGACAAAAUUAACUGACAAGUAACUUCUGAGCAUGAAAUCUGUUUUUAUUUGAAUUAAAUAAUUCCUUAAUAUUUAUGAAAAUGUUCUAGUUCCACUGGCAGAUUGUUUUAUAAAUAAGAAGACAUUAAGUGAAAUAAUCUGCCUGUGAAACUGGAUGGUCGCAUGAAUAUUAAUAUUAUUUAAUUAAAAUAAAAACAUUUUUGUUGAGGAGAAGUUACUUGUAAGUUAAUUUUAUCUUAUUUUAAGUGUACUAAGGUAUUUGCACUAGGAAGUAGAAAAAAUACUUGGUAAGAUUUUGUUUGUUUUUUUUUUAGUGUAACUCUGUUGAAAGAAGGUCCUGCACUGCAAAAAGGCAAAAUCACACAAACUAUUUUAGUCGACUUUUUAGUGUAAAUAUUUUUGCUGCACUUGAAAUAAGAUGAAACUAACUUACAAGCAAUGUUUCAGCAAGAUGGUAAAGGCCUCUUUAAAGCAAGUAAUUCCUUAAUAUUGAUGAAAAAGUUCUGGAUUUAUUAGCAGAUCAUAAAUAUUUUCCUUGUUAUGAGUUCAUUUAUUUACCAAUGGAACUAGAACUUUUUCAUUUAUAUUCAGGAAUUAUUUACUUAAAAUAAGACAAUAUUUCUUUCUGAAAAGUUACUCUUAAGUUAAUGUUGUCUUAUUUCAAGUGUACUAAAAUAUUUGCAGUAGAAAUUAGACAAAAAUACCUGGUAAGAUUUUGUGUUUUUGCAGUGUAACUUGUGUUGCCAUGUUUUAUUUGUGGCCGAGAUGCUGACUUCACAGUCGAGCCAUUCUAACGUUACAUUUUUUUCCUGACAUCCAGUCUUUUUCUGGUCCCUCUGUGUAAAGCAGCUCCUGGCGUGGCUGAAAGGUCAGAGGUCAGGGUCUAAUCCUGUCUCUGUGUCUUGACUCAGGGCUUCUAAAAGCGAGAGGGAGACGUCGCCUCGGGUCGAUUUAAACAGGCGAGCAGAUCGAGUGUCUGGUGAUCGUGCAAAGUUCCUCAUCGUCUGUUUUGUCAUUUUCAUCUGAAUUUAUUUUAAAGGCUGUAUGUAAAUGUUUGAGCUUAUAGGUGCAUUUUGAACCUAAACUCAAACUUUUUCUAUUCUUAAAAUAACUUAUUACAAUUAUUUCAUUGAGCAUUUUGUUUUUCACUGCAAAAAUCCAAAAUCAAAAGUAUUUUUUUGUUUCUAGUGCAAAUUGAACUAAGACAAAACUAAAAAGUAACUUUUCAGGAAAAUAUAGGAGAUUUUAAAUAAAUAAUUCCUUAAUAUUUAUUUAAAAGUACUUAUUUCACACUUUUCAAGACAUUUUAUGUGAAAUAUUACUGUUUUAAAUCAAGAUUAAAGAAUUAUUUUCUUGCUGAAAGGUUUUUUGUAAGUUAGUUUUCUCUUAAUUCAAGUUUACUAAAAUAUUUGCAUCAGAAAUUAAAAAUAGGUGGUAAUAUUUUAGUGUUUUUAAGGCCCAGUCGGAUAAUUUCAAACCCAAAAUGAAUCAUUGUUUUCCUGCGGCUGGAUGUGAACUUCUGUUCCUUUGGAUCAGAACCCGGUUCUGGUCUCAUGGUGACAUUUUGCUGGGAUGUUUUGAAGCUCCAGUUUGGGAUUAAAUCCUCUGAAGCUGCUGUUGUUUCGUGCCGGUUGUCAGGAAAGCGAGUCGGAGGUUUUUGUGCGCUGUCGUCAGGACAUUUCGCUCCACUUUUCCGGAAGGAAUCCGACAGAAACUCAACGUAACGGUCAGAAAAACUUCCUGCUUUUCCAGAUGUGCUGUUUUUUUCUUUUACCAUUGCUAAAAAACAAACAAACAAACAAAAACAGGGAAAACUGCUGCAGAAUUACAGGAAUCCUUAUCAUUUGUUUCUUUUUUGUUUUAUUAAACUUUGUGCCAAAAUCAUUCCACAGUUUUUACGGUUUACAUUUACCAACCCUCCAUGCUGACGAAUAAUCUGUCUCCAAGAUGCUGGAUUAAAGGGGAGAUGCUCACUCCGAGGGGUUUUCUAUAUCCGGUUUUGUUUCUUUGUUAAACAAAAUGUUAUUUUUGAGUCUAUAUUGGAUAAAUUUUAUUUAAGGUGAAAUGUGUAAUUUUGUAAAGUGGGCCUUAUUGUUGAACUAUAUUAAGUAUUUGUCCAUCUUGAUUUUUUUUUUUUUAAUCUUCGUCGUUGCUCUUACACUCCUGGAGAGUCCGUUUUGUGUUCUGGUUGUUAAACAUGAGCGUUUUUCUCACAGGUUAGAGGAGAGAGGCUUUCUCUGUUUUUUGUUUUUUUAUUAUUAAAAAUGAAAGUUGUUGCGUUUUUAACCAGAUUAGAGCAGGUUGUUGAUGUUAAAGUCGGACCGUUUGGUUCUCCAGCCUCAGAUCUACUCUGCUUUCCCUCAGAAAUUCAGGGUUUUUACAUCUGACGAAAGCAUUCAGAUCCCUCCUCUCCUCACACAUAUAUAUGUAUAUAAAUGUAAAUUGCGAAAUAAUCUAACAAGAAAUGAGAAUUAAAGGAUGAUAUUUUUAACUGGAUCCCUCCUCUCUUCCUCUCAGUUUUAAACAAGACAAACUCUCUGAGUUAUUACUGGAUCUGAGUGGAGCCAGGUGGGCUGAAUGAGGAUGCUUUUUUAUUUUUUACGCCUCUCAGCUUUAGAUUUAAACAAUGUGCAUGUUUUAACCAUACCGCACUCUGCAUGUAGGCCUAUUUAAAGCUGCCAACUGUACAGCAGACCAUAUGUAUUCCAAUAAAAAUAAAAAACCGACCUGUUUCCAACA